AUGUUUGCAUGCAGCUUUGGUGAGUUCACAUCAUCGGAGGAUGCAGAAGAUGCAAAUCAUUGUUUGAUGCAGGUCCAAACGAGGAACAGCCUUCUCGGGCACCAAACCGUUGCAGCCGGCCGUUGUCGGAAUUGCAGCUUCGUUUCGCCAGCGCAGCUUGCCUCGUUGGCCCACGCGGAAAGCCUUUUGCAAGGCACGUCGCAAGAAUUCAGGCGCACGGCAGGUCAGGUGUCGGUCGGCAAGCGUAUCGUGUUUACAGCCAGUGUGAUUAUCGCCAUUGUCGCCGUGGCAGCUUGGAUCACAUUGCUGCAUCACAUCUCGGCCAAAGCCAAUUCAGGAAACCGGCCGUCGGGUCUCACAUCUCCUGAUGCGACAGCCUACUCCGUAGAAACAUCUGCGGCAAGAAUAGCAGCCAGAUUCGUGCCAGAAGAGCUUCUAAAAGUCAGAGGGCACGUCUUCGAGUGGCCGGCACGGACCAAGGACAUGUCAAUCUAG
Symbiodinium sp. CCMP2592 is the source of this 495-nucleotide messenger RNA. The record is from the annotation of a GenBank genome assembly. NCBI's taxonomy places the organism in Eukaryota, Dinophyceae, Suessiales, Symbiodiniaceae.